Molecule: messenger RNA, 1506 nt
Organism: Chenopodium quinoa (quinoa)
Lineage: Eukaryota; Viridiplantae; Streptophyta; Magnoliopsida; Caryophyllales; Amaranthaceae
Exons: 5
Coding region: 426-1022 (198 amino acids)
Source: RefSeq, a predicted model, not a curated record
AUCCAAAACUUGAGAUUAAAUUCUGUCAAUAUUGUUAUUCUUACGACUCAUUAAAUUCAACUUAGCUCUUGUUUUUUUCUACUUUAAACCUUAUUAAUUCAAUUAAGCAAAUUACAAUUUAGUUUAGCAAAUUUCAAUUCAAAAGAACGAGCCUUAAUCCAGAGGUUUUGUUCUUUGAUCUUUCUCAAAACAAAAUUCUAUAUUUGGGCUCAUUUGUUUAAUUGUUUUCAUCUUUCAUUCUUUUUCUUUUUUUUUUUUUUUUUUUUUUUUUUGAAAAAGUCCUCAUUCUUGUUUGUUUUUCAAUUUUAAGAGCAUUUGAGGAAGAAUUAAACACAAUUAUACUCUACUAUUCCUAGAUUUCCUAGUACCAAAAACCGCAAUUGACUCUUAUAAGAGCAUUUGAGGAAGAAACACAGGUUAAAUUGAUGUCGAUUCUCAACAUUCUUGGUAUCUCUCUCUUCUUUUUCUCAACUUUCACCUAUGGAAACGGAGUUGAUCAAAAGGAGUUGGUUGUUGGGAAGGAAUUGUUUAAGGAAAGUUUACCAUUUCAGAUGGGAUCGCGCUAUUAUUUGCUUCAAGGGUUGAAACCUGAUACUUGGUAUGAAGUGAAGAUCUCAUAUCCAGCUACUACACCGGCUAUGUUUUCUUUACAGUUGAAGAGAGGUGUUUCUGAUGUUGGACUGAACAGGCUAAGGAAAUUGCUCAACACUGAGAAACUGAUUUUCAAGGCGGAGGACCUUGAUGAGAUCAAUCGUCAGGGCGGAUUGUAUGUUCUGAUAACAGUGGAGCCUGAGGGAUUUGUUGCAAUACCUGGUGUUCAGGAAAGGGAGAAUAUCUUGUUCAAUAUAGUUUGUGAUGAGCUGAUGUUGGGCAUUCCCCAUAAAGCUUGGCUGGUUGCAGCAUUCGCAUUGCUAUGUGUAGUGGUGGGUUUUUCUGUGCCUCGAUUUCUCCCACCUUUUCUUCUGCCAAGGGAUCAAGAUCUUAAAAGAGCUGGGCAGUUGGCCACAGAAAAGGACUCCUAGCCCUACCUAAACUUCUAGCUGAUAGUUAGAUAGUCAAUGGCCCUGCUUAGGGUACAUUGCAUUUUUUGGUGUUUCUGAGGAAGUUAAGGAACAGCUGAUAAAGAACAAAUGAAUGCUUUGGAGUGAAGGAAGCAGGAAACUAGAAAAAUGUAAUGGAUGUCCACAUGGAGCCGAGAAUGAAUGUUCACAAAGAAGGGCUGAAUUGUUCAAAUCAGAAAUGAAGCUACAGAUUCAGUCGCUGGGAGAUUUUUCUUUCAAUCAAGCAUUAUUAACUGUAAUAUUAGUUUAGCUUCUUUUCACAAGAUGCUACCAUUGCUGUUAAACCAUGUCUUGUUCACAGAAUUAUAGCUGAUGGUGAUAAAAAGAUCGAUUGAAUUUACCAAAAAUUAUUGUAGCUGUUGAAAUGAUGCACUCUUUAACUUUCAGUGUUGCAUUAUUUUGUUCAUCCGGAAAUUUAACGAAGCAGUUCUAUUCUCUUAUUUAA